AUGAAAUGCCAACGUAUUUUCACUGUGAUGUGCUACAACGUUCUCUGUGAUAAGUACGCCACUCGGCAGAUGUACAGCUACUGCCCGAGCUGGGCCCUGAACUGGGACUAUCGGAAAAAGGGCAUACUCGACGAGAUUAAGCACUAUGGCGCCGACAUUAUAAAUUUACAGGAGGUGGAGAUGGAGCAGUUCUACAGCUAUUUUCUGCCCGAACUGAAGUUGGACGGCUACAACGGCAUCUACUCGCCCAAGUCGAGGGCGAAGCACAUGGCCGAAACCGAAAGGAAAUACGUGGACGGAUGCGCAAUAUUUUACAGAACAUCGAAAUUUACAUUGAUCAAAGAACAUCUAGUAGAAUUCAAUCAAUUGGCAAUGGCUAAUGCUGAUGGCUUGGAACACAUGUUGAACAGAGUGAUGCCAAAGGAUAACAUUGGUUUAGCUGCUCUAUUACAAACCACUGAAGCUGCUUGGGAAAAUACGCCGUCGGACGCAUCGUUCGUCCAACAACCGAUCCUGGUGUGCACCGCGCACAUCCACUGGGAUCCCGAAUUCUGUGAUGUAAAGUUGAUUCAGACGAUGAUGCUGAGCAACGAGCUGAAAAGCAUCCUGGACGAGUCGGCGCAGACGCUGAAGGCGAACGACGUGAACGUCGCCGACCCGAGCAACAUACAGCUGGUGCUGUGCGGCGACUUCAACUCGCUGCCCGAUUCGGGCGUGAUCGAGUUCCUGAGCACGGGCCGGGUGUCGCAGAACCACAAGGACUUCAAGGCGCUCAGCUACAAGGCCUGCCUCGAAAAGAUCCUGAGCUGUGAUAAACCAAAUGAAUUUACGCAUUCCUUCAAGCUUGCGAAAUCGCUAGCAUUUGCAUGUAGCACUUUAUCAGUAUCAUCUAAAUUAAAAUGCUUUGGACAUUUUAUAAAAAGCCAAGAAGAAGUGAGGACGUACAAUUUUAUUACGAUGUAUUUCAACUCGGAAAACGACAUAACUUACGUACACAGUUUACUAAAAUUUUCUGGAUUCCUGUGCAUAUCGCCACCGGUGAAGUACAAAAACCCCAAAGAUGUGAAGAGAUACAAGUGGUCGGCCUUUUUGUACAUCAUCAUGUUACUUACCGGAACCACAAUCACAAUGUAUGGAAUUAUAAAAUAUUUGGUACCCAACGUGAAAAAAUCCAGUGCAGUUCUUAGUUUGAUAACCACUUUGACGCUGUGCUUGCUAAACAUAAUAACAAUAACGGUUUCUUUGAUGAAUAUAAACACAUGGAAUACUUUUAUAAGUUUUGUUCAAUACAUCGACAAGAAACUGAACAAAUAUUCGGGGAGCUGUAAAAGCAACUACACCAUAUUGUAUGGGGAAAUGUCCAUAAUACACGUUGUUUUAAUUUCUAUGUUUGGAUAUGAUGCGUACAUAAUUUAUAUCAACUACGGAUGGAACGUUUUUAAGUACUACAUCUUUAAAUACGUCCACUUUUAUUAUUGCUUCGUCAGUAUAAUAGUCAUACUGCAUUUUGCUUCAGCUCUAAGAAGCAGAUUCAAAAGAAUAAACAAUUUGUUGAUAAAAACCAACGAUUUGCACAACAUAAUUAAUUAUUUUAUACCAAAUGGGGUGCCGCAUAGAAUUGACAACUUGAAAAGCAUCAAUGAAGUUACCGAGUUUUAUUUACUGCUUACUGAAUUGGUGGAUAUGUUCAACAAAAUUUUUGGGAAGAUAUUCAAGUGUUUUGGGUUGUUUAUACCUUUUGGAACUGACGCUUUUACAAAGGAAGACAGUGUUAAUGUUUUUCAAAAAAGUUAUGCCGUGAUUUUAGCGGUGGUGGUUUUAAUAUUGUAUGUGGCUUUGAUGGUGCACGGAGCUAUUUACCGAUUUAAAUUGACUAGAAGUUCAAAUGUGCUUUUGACAGUUUUAGUAAAAACAGCAUUAACAAUUAUGGCGUGUGUGGCGAUUUUGGGGAACGCGUUCUGGAACAGAAACUAUUGGAAUCAGUAUUUAAAGUUGUUAAAAUUGUUGUAUGGUAAACUGGGUAAAAGUAUAGACCGGCAUAGGUUUUAUUUUUCCUUAGAGUUUAUUUUGGGGCAUGUAGUAUUUUUCCUUGUGGUAGCUUUGGAUCAAUAUAUGUGGUAUGACGACGACAACAGAAAUAAUAUUAACCUAGUUCCUAUUUUUAUCAAGAAUCUCCUAUUUUACUAUGCCUUUAUGAUGACAGUUAUUAUUUAUAAUACAGCCCUCAUCCUCAAGUACCAAUUCCAUCUAACAAGAUUGCACAUUGCUAAAGCUUUGAAUAUAAAAGUUGAAAAUGAUUCUUACGUAUUUAAACUCUACGAAGAGAUUGCAAUUUUACCGAAACCUGUAUUAAACAAUAAAACAGUUGAUGUACUCUUGGAUACAUCAAAAAUUGUUACAGGUUUAUUUGAACUGGUCGUCAUAUUUAAUAAUUUGUUUGGACAUGUUAUCCUGGUUAUAACUUUCAGUACAGUUCUGCAAACUUUGAAAUGUUUAAACGAACUUUUGAUAUUGGGAGAAAUGGGAGAAUUGGAUGUCGAAAUCGUAUCCAGCUGCAUUCUUGAAGCUGUUGUGUUUGUGCUCUUAAAUAUUUUGUGGCAGAUGUUGCAUGUGUGCGUUUCAUCUGCGUGCAUGGUCUUGUGGGCGGAUAAGGCUGCCGAAUUUUUACCGGAGUAUUCACACAAUUCGCAUUUGUACCGUCUAUCGUCGCUGUGA
Brassicogethes aeneus is the source of this 2715-nucleotide messenger RNA. NCBI's taxonomy places the organism in Eukaryota, Metazoa, Arthropoda, Insecta, Coleoptera, Nitidulidae. The record is from the annotation of a GenBank genome assembly.